AGAUCAAGUUAUGGUGCUAAACCCGAACCGGACCCGACACCAUAAUUACUGUAACAGAGUAACCUGACGAUCUCUUGCUUCUCCUUCCUCUGCCAAAGUUUUCAGUCGACUAAAAUCGAACUCAAUUUAGUUUUCGUCUUUCUUUAAAAAUGGCAUCAGGCGAUUCAAAACCCUCACAAACUGUGGCCACGAAUCCGCCUCCGCCACCGCCAACAUCAUCUUCUUCGUUCUCUGAAAAUUGGAAGGAGCGGAUGUUCAUCCCAACUCUACUCGCAGGAAUUGCCGGUGCAGGUGUCGGGUUGGUGUCAAAGCAUCGAAAAGUUCAUGGACUGGCAAAUAUUUCUGCGUUGUAUGCUGCUAAUUUUGCCAUUGUUACUGGUUGCUAUUGUGGGGCCCGGGAAUUUGUGAGAGUAACUCGGAAAUCAGAACCCGAUGAUCUAAUAAACUCGGCGAUUGCAGGAUUUGGUAGUGGUGCUCUUCUUGGACGUCUUCAAGGUGGUCAAUUUGGCGCAUACCGGUAUUCGAUCAUUUUUGCUCUUGUGGGAACAACAGUAGAUUUUGCAGCUAUUAAACUAAGACCCAGCUUAAGAAGUUUCAGAGAAUCCAUAUACGGGGACAAAGAGAAGAAAGAUGGUUGGUUUAAGUUGCCGGAGUGGUCUCCCAUUCAAGUACUUGAUGAGGAAGCCCUUGCAGCUAAAGAAGCUAGAGAAAAGCAGCUCUACAAUCAAAGAGCUUUUACUAAAUUAAGCAAAGAAGAGUCUUGAGAAAACUUUAUUUUCUUUUUGAACAUGAAAUGUUGUAGCUUAAAAUACCGAAUAAUCCAUCUCGUUUGGCCUUCUUUUCAGCUGAUUAGAAUUUGACAAGGAUGAACUAUUUCUUAAGCUUUUUGGGGAGAGGUGUAGGGUUCUACUUUGGUUAUCAUGUCAUUUCCUUAUUCUGGUAUUGUUGAUAUACCUGCCAAUACAUGUAAUGAAUUUUAUAAGUUUAUACCAACUUUUAGGAAUUAGCUCUUCA
Molecule: messenger RNA, 1014 nt
Organism: Jatropha curcas
Lineage: Eukaryota; Viridiplantae; Streptophyta; Magnoliopsida; Malpighiales; Euphorbiaceae
Product: Mitochondrial import inner membrane translocase subunit Tim17/Tim22/Tim23 family protein
Biological process (GO): protein insertion into mitochondrial inner membrane
Cellular component (GO): TIM22 mitochondrial import inner membrane insertion complex
Molecular function (GO): transmembrane protein transporter activity
Source: RefSeq, a predicted model, not a curated record